Molecule: messenger RNA, 349 nt
Organism: Rhagoletis zephyria (snowberry fruit fly)
Lineage: Eukaryota; Metazoa; Arthropoda; Insecta; Diptera; Tephritidae
Product: trehalose-phosphate phosphatase-like
Biological process (GO): trehalose biosynthetic process
Molecular function (GO): trehalose-phosphatase activity
Source: RefSeq, a predicted model, not a curated record
AUGCUCAAUAACCUAGCCGUGCACCCGCAAGUAUUUUUGGCCAUCAUCUCCGGACGUGGGCUACGCAAUGUGCAAUCGCGUAUCGGCAUCAAAAGCAUCACUUAUGCAGGCAAUCAUGGCUUGGAAAUUGAAACUGGCGAUGGCACGCGUUACGACUACGAGCUGGCACCCGACGUACAAAAACAUUACACCACUAUGGUGAGGGAACUCUCCGAUACGGUGCAAAAGAAUGGCGCUUGGGUGGAGGACAAGAGAGUAUCGCUGACCUAUCACUAUCGCGAUGUGCCUGCGAAUUUGGCUGAACAGCAAAGAAAGAUCGCUACGCGCAUAAUUGAGUCACAUGGCUUCC